This is a messenger RNA of Heteronotia binoei (common prickly gecko), 2805 nucleotides long. RefSeq names its product activating transcription factor 6 beta (gene ATF6B). Gene Ontology annotation, molecular function: RNA polymerase II cis-regulatory region sequence-specific DNA binding; DNA-binding transcription factor activity, RNA polymerase II-specific. The transcript is spliced from 16 exons. NCBI's taxonomy places the organism in Eukaryota, Metazoa, Chordata, Lepidosauria, Squamata, Gekkonidae. Gene Ontology annotation, cellular component: nucleus. The coding region runs from base 55 to 2121 and encodes 688 amino acids. Gene Ontology annotation, biological process: endoplasmic reticulum unfolded protein response; regulation of transcription by RNA polymerase II. The record is from RefSeq and is a predicted model, not a curated record.
GCAGUGGGGGGUGUGAGGCAGCGGUUGUGUAGACUAGGAAAAGGUGGAAGGAAGAUGGCGGCGCUGGCUUCGGAGCUGCUACUUUUGAGCGAUUCGAGCCGCUUCCGCGCGGAUAACCUGCUCAGCAGCGAAGAUUGGGACACAGGUCUUUACAGCUGCCUGGAUGACAGAGAUGUGGCAGCAGAACUUUUCCCCUGUCUGGAACACAGUGUUGUGGAUGCUGAGGGAGACCAUUGUAUGCUCAGCAAUGGGUUUGACCUGGACAUGGAAACGCUACCACCGGACCCUCCGUGGGACCCUCUACAUGACACCCUCUUUCCAGAGCUGCAUGUAAAGUCCGAGCCCGUCUCCCCAGCCUCGUCUCACUGCUCUGAUUCGUCUGCUGCCACAUUCUCCUCCUCUUCUUCCUCAUCUGCUGAUUUCCCAGGGCAGGCCCCCAGCCCAGCUGACGUGAUUGGGGUGAAGACGGAGCACCCCCCAACACCUCCAUGCAUGUUCGGAGAUGUCCUGUCACCCCCCUUUGGCACUGUGCACAUCAGUGUCAUUCCAGCACCUGAAACAGGGAAAGCUGUGGCCCCCAACAAAGCAGAGAGCAUCCUCAGCCGGAAGCCCCCCAUCCAACCCAAACCUGUCGUGGUCACCACUGUACCGGUGCAGCCGGCGACCGCUCCCAGUAAGACUAUCUUACUACAGCCUGUCCCUGCCACCCAGUCGCAGACGAUCAACCCUGGAAUAGCAGUCCCAGCUCAGGGAGUCAUGAUCUCCCAGUCUGAACUGCUGCAUCUCCCGAUGUCCGGCCUGAUCAAGGUUCAGUCCCCCGUGAAGGAUGGUCUCCCCGCAAAGCCCGCUCCCUCCGCCCCCAAGCCGGAGGCCAAAACCAUUGUCCCGGCACCUGCACAAAUAGGAUCCUGCAGCCCGGAGAUUGAUCUGAAAGUGUUGAAACGGCAGCAGCGGAUGAUCAAGAACCGUGAGUCAGCUUGCCAGUCCCGGAGGAAAAAGAAGGAAUACCUGCAGGGGCUGGAGGCUCGGCUGCAGGAGGCCCUGGCAGACAACGAAAGGCUGCGGCGGGAGAAUGCGCUCCUCCGACGGCGGCUGGAUUGCGUCCUCAACGAGAACGGAGAUCUGAAGUUUGGCUCUGGGAAUCGGAAAGUCAUCUGUGUCAUGGUGGUGCUGCUUUUCAUAGCCUUCAGUUUUGGGCCUGUGAGUAUCAGCGAGCGAAAAGCAGCAGACGUGGACCCGCCCAGGCAGGAGACAGAGGCUGGCCCCAGCCGGAGGCAUCUUCUAGGUGUCACAGAGGAGUCUCUGGAAGUCCCGGAGGAGGAGCUGCCCGAGCGGCAAGAGGAGGCCCCAGCCAUGCCUGGAAAGACACCAUUCAGAAACCUGUCUGCUCCCUUCUCUGACAUGAAGGACCUGGUGCUGAGGGACCUGGACAAGCUCUUCCUGGCUUCCGACUGCCGCCAGUUCAAUCGCACAGAAUCCCUCAGGCUAGCGGAUGAGCUCAGCGGGUGGGUCCGGAGACAUCAGAUCAACGGGAGGAAGCCCUCGCAGUCACGAAAAGCUGCACAAGCCAGCCAGGAGAAGAACAAGGAAAGGAAGCCCCUGAGCCCUUCCCGCUACGUUCCUGCCAGCCCCCUAAGCCGCCCAGAGAGGGAUUCCCUGAGCCAGCUGCAGGUAUAUCAGCAUCCCGAGCACAAGGAGCAUGACUUCAUGGAUGCUAUCGAUCGGCGAGAGGAUACCUUCUACGUGGUGUCGUUCCGCAGGGAUCAUUUACUGCUGCCUGCCAUCAGCCACAACAAAACCUCUCGCCCAAAGAUGUCCUUGGUGAUGCCCGCCAUGGCCCUCAAUGAGAGCCUGUACAGUUCCUCACUGGGCUACGAGGUGAUGAUGCAGAUAGACUGUGAGGUGAUGGACACUCGUGUCAUCCACAUCAAGAGCUCGACGGUACCUCCUUUCCUGAAGCGCCAGGAGGCCGCCCCCGACAACCACACUCAGCCUGCCCCGCAGGCCUUUUCUGGACGGACAACCCGGGCGGCUCUGCGGUCCCAGCGCCCCACCUUGUCUCCCUCGGCCCGGCGGCAUCCGCCUCGCGCCCUGUACCUGGGAGAGCAUGCCGGGGAGUAGCUUCAGCCCCUCGCGGGGAGGGUGAAGAGAGCUGCAGUGGCAGUGUGGAGAGCCCUACUGUCCUGCAGGCGGUGCCCCCUCCUGCUGAGGGAAGGGACACGCCACACGGGGGAACUGGGCCUGUGUGAGAGGUGGACGUAACUGUUCCUGCAAGCGUUGGUUCUGUUGGAUGGCUGGAUCAAUUUCCUCAGAGACGCACCCAUUGACACCAUCCUUACGCACAUCCCCUUCUCAGAAAACCUCUUCCCUAAUUUCAUGGUUCUCUCCAGGAUGGGUCAGCGAGGAUUUUAUCCUUCAGCUCGGGCCCCUCCCUUAUCAGCCCUUGGCCUCAGUUUUCUGCAGAUGAGACUCUUUGUUUAUCUUUAGUGCCCCCUAGUGGCUGAGAUUGAGGGCUUCGCAUUUGAAGAAGGGAAGAGGGUCUCUUUUAUACUGCUGUUUGCAAUCUAUGUAUAUUUGUUUGUGUGUGUGAGAGAGAGAGAGAAUGAAGGAAGCAGAGUUACCUCUCUAUUCCACAGAGAAGGGUGUAUGCGUGUUCACAUGUGGUCCUCUCCUGUCCCAUCCCCCCUCCCCCCCAAGUUGCUCCAGUCGCACUUAGACCUGCCCCUUGGAGGUCCUUCUUGUGGGGGUUUUCCCUGAUCUUUUUUUAAAAAGGGAGCUACAAAUAAACCAGAUAUGGGACCUCAA